Messenger RNA from Olea europaea var. sylvestris, 1398 nucleotides. RefSeq lists its product as uncharacterized. The transcript has 6 exons. NCBI's taxonomy places the organism in Eukaryota, Viridiplantae, Streptophyta, Magnoliopsida, Lamiales, Oleaceae. Bases 1 to 1398 code for a protein of 465 amino acids. The record is from RefSeq and is a predicted model, not a curated record.
AUGCACCAUGAUUUUGAGGCUUCUACUUCAAACCAAGAGACACAUGAUAUUUCCAAUUCUGCAUUACGAAGUAGUUUUAAUGUACUGAACAUACCAAUGAUUUCAUAUGUAUUACCAACAUGCAAUAGCUAUAAAUAUUGUUGUGCAAGAAAAUUUUAUAGAGAAAGUAAAGGCUUCUAUUGCUCAGAUGGAAAAGUUUAUCUCUGCAUUCCUGAUUCACCAACUGAACUUUACAACUUGUUUACUUCCAAAGAACCUCAAUGUGUGGAAUUUAAAAAGAUUGCAAGAGGAUAUAAUAAUCAUUUUGCUUUCACUUUAUUUGGUAUCAAAUAUGACAAAGAGCUCUUCAAAUCAUAUAGAGGUAUUUACGCAUUCAAGGUUCAAGGACAAGUAUAUCAUUACGUAAAUGAACUUAUCCCACAGAACAGUACACAUUCUUAUAUGCAAUUCUUUAGGUCUUUAAGUCAUACAACUAACUUGCAAGACCAUCGAAUACACGUAAGAUGUGACCCAGGACUUGAUCAAAGAGUCUUCAAUACUCCUACAGCAUCUCAAGUAAAUUCAUAUAGUAGAUUCUUUAGGUCUUUAAGUCAUACAACGAACUUGCAAGACCAUCGAAUACACGUAAGAUGUGACCCAGGACUUGAUCAAAGAGUCUUCAAUACUCCUACAGCAUCUCAAUAUUCAUUACUUUUUCCGUAUGGGGAAUUUGGUUGGCAUGAAGGAAUUGAGAGGUGUAGAAAGACCUAUUUUCAGCCCGAACUGUUGAAUGGAAUGAAGCAACGGUCACAGAUUUCUUGUCAAGAAUACUAUUCAUACAAAUUACAAAUUAGGCAUUCCGGUAAGUCUGUUUUGCUUCAUAGUGGUAGAUUGUUUCAGCAAUAUGUUGUCGAUAUGUAUGUUAAAAUCGAAACUGCAAGAUUAGACUAUUUUCGUAACAAUCAAAAACAAAUUCAAGCUGAACUUUACCAAGGUAUUGUAGACAACGUUCAAAAUGGAGAGACAAGGGGAUACAAAAUUGAAAGAAAAUUUGUUUUGCCACAGUCCUUUACAUUUGGACCUAGAGAUAUGCUAAGGAGAUAUAUGGAUGCAAUGGCUAUUGUACAACGUUAUGGAAAAUCAGAUAUAUUCUUAACUAUAACAUAUGUUAAUAAUAUAGUUUCAUGUGAAAUUCCGGACCAAAACAAAUAUCCUUAUCUUCAUUCUAUUAUUGUUAAGACCUUAAUCCAAAAAAUGUAUGCAUGGAAGCAAAUAAAUGUUGUAAAAAUAAAUGCCCUAGGGAUUUUUGUAAUACUACUAUUCAGUGAUAACUUGUAUCCAUUGUAUAAACGCCGUGAUAACGAUAUUUCUAUUAAAGUUAGAGGUCAAAUGUUAGACAAUCAAUGUGUUGUACCGUAG